CUCAGGUCUGUACAUCACAGCUUCGCAUGCACAGCUCGUGUCGUGGUCGCACGUAGAUCUCGCGAAUGCGACUCUGAUAAUUAGUUCUCCAAUCUCGACUAUUUUACCAAUGUCUGCUCUCGCCGGACCCUCCGGUAUCCCCGCAGAAGACAAGCCACCCACAUCUAUGUCCUCUAUCCUGCUCGAACCACUCAACCAAAUCCAAGCGUUGUCGCAGCAAUUCUUUCUCUCGCUGGGGCCUGCGCAGUCUAAGCCCCCGCCAGCCCCUUCGGUAGAUGCGUUUCUCGAGGUCGAUGCGGCACUUGCAGCCGCGGUGCAGUGUGCACGAGCACAUCAGGUACGACAGCGGCGAAUAGAGGCAUUGAAGGCUGAGGUGCUCGAGCUUGAGAGUGAGUGGCGAAGUGUGGUGGGUGCUCUCGAAGAGGGUAGGAGGGAGCUCGAGGGGAUCGUCAAGGAAGGCGAAGAACGACUCAAAGCCAUUGAAGACGCCAAGAAGGCUGCAAUCCCGUAUCCCGAAUUGCUCGCCUACGCGCAGAGCCUCUCUUCGUUCACGUCCGCGCCACCAAACAUGCCCGACCUGACGCUCCCAGGGCAACCCCCUCCUCCGCUCUUCUUCCCGCCCUUCCCGAACGAGGAGAAGAUGCGUCGCGGACAUAUGAACGACGAGGCGCCCUUGGGCCUGCUUGGCGAGACUCACUCUGUCGGCAAAGCACCCACCGUGCAGCCGAAGUCGGUCGAGCAUCCAGACAUGAUGGGUCCGGCCGGGAACCCUUACCGACCAGACCUCCGUGCUCCUCAGCAACAGUUCUUCGACCUGGAUUUGGACCUCAACCCGGACUUGUAACACACGAUGUAGCAAAUAUAUCUUCGAUAUCUCUGUUC
This is a messenger RNA of Rhodofomes roseus, 882 nucleotides long. Its product is annotated as vitamin-D-receptor interacting mediator subunit 4-domain-containing protein. Gene Ontology annotation, molecular function: transcription coregulator activity. Lineage: Eukaryota; Fungi; Basidiomycota; Agaricomycetes; Polyporales; Fomitopsidaceae. The record is from RefSeq and is a predicted model, not a curated record. Gene Ontology annotation, biological process: regulation of transcription by RNA polymerase II. Gene Ontology annotation, cellular component: mediator complex; core mediator complex. The transcript has 3 exons. The coding region runs from base 110 to 844 and encodes 244 amino acids.